AUGAAUGUUCAGCCUGGAAGGAAAUAUAAGAAUAAUUUUAAAGAUGGAGGGGGUAAGAAUGCUGGUGGGACUUCUAAGGGUUCCAGAUUUGAUGCCUUGAGACAAGUUGGUGAGGAUUUUGGAAGAGAAGUGAAUAGAAUGGGAUCGGAGCCUUCUUUGUCUUCUAAGACGGGUAAAGCUAUGGAGAAUGUUGUCCCCAAGGGCAGCAAGAUUUGGACUAAGUCUAAGUUAGCUAAGGACACUUCUAGGCAGGUGUUGAAUGAUAUUUCUAAUAAAGUUGGGGCCAGCAAGUCUUUUUUGGCUGCAAAGGAUAAGAUACCUAGGAAGCCUUUUGGAACUUCCUUUGAUGCUGCUGAUGCGUCUGGUGUCGCUCAGUUUAGUGGGAAGGAAAUUGGGCAGCCUGGGUUGGUUAGUAAGAAAAUUGAUAGCUGGGUGGGGAACCAUGAUGCAAGCAUAGAGAAUGGUGUGUAUAUUUUUGGUCAUCAGCCCCUGAAUAUAAGGGAAGAAGAUGUUAAUUCUGAGGCCAGUUCUGAGUCUGACGAUGAUGCGGUGGCUGUUGAUGCUUCUAUUGGUGUUGAUGUGGGCCAAGGUGAAAACAUGGAUUUAUCUGAGGGACAAGGUGCUGGUCCUGAUGAUCAGAUGACAUGUCAUACCCUUACUAGUGAGGGUGGAGUGACAUUUGUCUGUUGGAAUGUUCGGGGUGCUGCUAGCACUAAAUUUAAGUCUACUAUGUUGGAUUUAAUUCGGAUUCAUCGUAUGGAUAUUCUUUUCGUCUGUGAGCCGAGAAUCAGUGGUGAGAAAGCUAUUUCUGUUGUUAAGUCUUUGGGUUUUCAUUGUUUUGAGAUUGUGGAUGCUAUUGGGUUUUCUGGUGGUUUGUGGUUAUUAUGGGAUAAUAGCAAAGUUCAUGUGGAAAUUUUGGGAACGUCAGAUCAAACUAUUUCAGCUUGUGUUUCCUGGAAUGGUGGUCCUCCGUGGUUGUUUACUGGUGUUUAUGCCAGUCCUUGUAUUAGAAAACGAGCGAGUUUAUGGGAAUAUCUCAAGUUUGUUGCAGAUUGCCAUCAUUUGCCUUGGCUAUUAGCUGGGGACUUUAAUGAGAUGUUGUCUGUGGAUGAGAAGCUGGGUGGAGCUGUAACUUCUCGUGUGCAGGGGUUUCGCAAUUGGUUUGACGAUCAUGGUAUGGUGGAUUUGGGUUUUUCUGGUCCUAAGUACACUUGGAGGAAUAAUAAAGUUAGUGAAAGGAUUGACAGGGCCAUUUGCAUGAUGAAUUGGAGAGGUUUAUAUGCUGAGGCUCAUGUUAGACAUUUACCUAGAACUACUUCAGAUCAUAAUCCCCUUAAAAUCUCUCUGCAAUCUUGUUUUCAUGCUGCCCCUCAUCUUCGCCCUUUUAGAUUUGAGGCGAUGUGGUUGAAGCAUGAGAAGUUUGGUGAUUUCAUUAAUAAUACUUGGGGUAAGUUGGAUGGCUCUGCUAUGGAGAAGACCUUUCAGCUGGUUGCUCGUCUUAAACAUUGGAAUAUUAAUGUUUUUGGACACCUCCGGUUGAGAAAGGCCAGAUUAUUAGCCCGGCUAAAUGGUAUUCAAAAGGCCCUCUGCGAAGGGUUUAAUCCUUUUCUCAGUCGGCUGGAAGUCUCCUUAAUGGAUGAUUUUAAUAAAAUUCUUGAGCAAGAAGCUCAGUUUUGGAAGCAAAAGUCUAGGGUUCAGUGGCUUCAGGAAGGGGAUCGUAAUACGAAAUUUUUUCAUCUCACCACUGUGAUUCGAAGGCGUAGAAAUAAAAUUGAGAGUUUGAGGAAUAAUGAUGGUAUGGUUGUUGCGACUGCCCUAGGUAUUAAAGCCUUAGCUGUUGAGCAUUUUGCGUCUCUCUUUACUCAAUCACACUUGGCUCCUACUGAGUUGGAUAUUCCUAAUCUGUUCCCUCUGAUUAGUGGUGAAGAUUUGGAUGUUUUAACUAAGGAUGUGGAGUUAGAUGAAGUUAAAGAAAGCCUCUUUGGUAUUGGAGGCCUUAAAGCUCCUGGGAUAGAUGGUUUUCCCGCGUGCUUUUAUCAAACCCAGUGGGGCCAAUGUGCUACUGAUAUUUAUGCUAUGGUGACCAAGGCUUUUACUGAGUGUUCCUUUCCUGCUAAGUUGAAUCAUACCCUUAUCACGCUGGUUCCUAAGGUUGAUAAUCCCCAGACUAUGGUGCAUUUUCGUCCCAUUAGUCUUUGUUCAACUCUUUAUAAAGUUAUCUCUAAGAUCAUUGUGGCUAGAUUGAGGCCUAUUUUGCCUGUUCUAAUUAGUCCUAAUCAGGUUAGUUUUGUGCCUAGAAGGCAUAUUACAGAUAACAUUCUUAUAGCACAGGAGCUUAUGCAUAAGUUCAAGGUUUCUAAGGGCAAGAGAGGGUUUAUGGCUUGGAAAAUUGAUCUUUCUAAGGCGUAUGACAUAUUGAACUGGCAUUUUAUUGAGGUGGUGUUGGCUGAAUUAGGUAUGCCUGCGGUUUUAAGGAGGUUGAUCAUGCAUUGUGUUUCUACUGUUAAGUAUCAGAUUUGUAUUAAUGGGGAGCUCACUGAUUCCUUUGCUCAUAUGAAUGGUAUUAGGCAAGGGGACCCUUUAUCCCCCUAUUUGUUUGUGAUGUGUGUUGAAAAACUUUCUCACAUCAUCUUUGAUUUGGUUCAAAAAGGUAGUUGGAAAGCUGUUAAAUCGUCUCAAUCUGGGCCUGUGGUUUCUCAUCUCUUCUUUGCGGACGAUCUUAUUCUUUUUGCUGAAGCUUCUGUUAAACAAGCUCGAAUUAUGAAGGGUUGUUUGGAGCUUUUUUGUCAAGCGUCAGGACAAAUUGUAAACUUUGAUAAAUCUGCUGUUUUUUGUUCCUCCAAUACUCCGAAGGAGGUGGCUAAGGAGAUUAGUUGUAUUUGCGGCUCCCCUCAGACUAGUGACUUGGGCAAAUACUUAGGCAUGCCUCUUCUUCAUACAAGGGUUAAUCACACUACUUAUAAGAAGCUGCUGGAUAGGGUGCACAGUCGGUUGGCUUCUUGGAAAGGCAAACUUCUCUCGUAUGCUGGUCGCGCAACUUUAAUCCAAGCUGUGACUUCCUCUAUUCCCAUUGAUGCUAUGCAAACUACUAAACUCCCUUGGAAUUUGGUUUUUCGUCCUAAGUGUAAAGGAGGGUUGGGCUUUAAGAAGUCUGCUGCUAUGAAUCAGGCCUUGCUUGCUAAAAUUGGUUGGAGAAUCCAGAACAAGGAUGGGAAGCUGUGGGCUAGGAUUUAUAAGGCUAAAUACCUUAAAGUUACGUCAAUUUUGGACCCUUCCCUAAUUCCAAAGCAGGUAUGUUCCUCCACUUGGAGGGGUAUUUUGCAUGGGGUGGAGUUACUCUCUAAAGGUAUGGUGUGGAGGAUUGGGAAAAGAGACACAGUUAAGUUUUGGCAGGAUAGGUGGCUGAAUGGAAGACCUCUUUUUGAACAAGAUGGGAUUUUGCAUGUUGGGGAUGUGACCUGCAAUGUCUCCAGUUUUUUAAAGGGGGAUUGGUGGGACAUUGACAAAUUAAGGGCAGUUUUGGAUGAGGAUUUGGUUCAUGAGUGGCCUUCGUAUGACUGGCACUUCUUGUGGAAAUUGAAGAUUCCCCCUAAGCUUCAAAUUUUCCUUUGGCUGGUGUUCCAAGGAAAAAUCCUGUCUAAUGAGCAGAGGGUUAGGAGGCAUCUGGUGGAUGAUCCUGCCUGUAACUACUGUAAUUGGCCAGUUGAGUCCAUUUUGCAUAUUUUUAGGGACUGUGAGAAGGCUACUAGUGUUUGGCAAGCUAUGCUUUGUCCUGGUGCUCAUCCCCAUUUUUUCCAGAUGGAUUUCCACCCUUGGCUUCGUUCUAAUCUUUUGUCUAAAGCUAUGUGGGGUGAUCAUGUGCCAUGGCCUCUUGUUUUUGUCUUUACUUGCUGGGUUUUAUGGAAAUGGAGAAACAAUCAGAUUUUUAAUAUUGACAAUGAGGUCAGUUAUGAGCCUGAGAAGAUUAUUGUUGCUGCUGUAAGGGAGUGGUAUACGGCUAGCCAAGUUGGGGGUACUAAGGCCCCUAAAAUGCCUCUUUUGCUUACUUGGGAACCUCCUGAGCUGGGUCAGUUUAAGCUUAAUGUGGAUGGGUCUAGAAGGUGUGCUUCAGGCUCUAUUGGUGCUGAAGGAGUGAUUCGUAAUUCCUUAGGGGAUUGGGUCAGUGGGUUUGCUGUGAACCUUGGUAAGGGGCAGAUUCUGGAAGCUGAAGUUUGGGGCUUGUUUUUUGGCUUGCAAAUUGCUAUUGCUAAAGGCAUUCGUAGGCUUUCUGUGGAAAUGGAUGCUGCUACAGCUGUCCUCCUUGUUCAGCAGCAUUCUAGGCUUGGCUCCCAUCCUCUAGCUUCCUUGAUUGCUAGAUGUUGUGCAAUGGUGAGACAAAUUGGUGUUUGUUAUGUGAGCCACAUAUACAGGGAAAGGAAUGCUGUGGUGGAUUGUUUGGCUAAAUGGAGCCAUAACCUUGAUCUUGGGUUGUGUGUGCUUGAUGCUGCUCCAAGCUGGCUUGGUUCUGUUUUAGUUGAUGACUUAUUAGGAGUUCCUAGAACUCGUUGGGUUAGUUUAGCUUCUGGCUAA
Prunus avium (sweet cherry) is the source of this 4569-nucleotide messenger RNA. Lineage: Eukaryota; Viridiplantae; Streptophyta; Magnoliopsida; Rosales; Rosaceae. The record is from RefSeq and is a predicted model, not a curated record.